AUGGUUCCAAUCACUGGCAUGGUUCCAAUUGUAGCCAUGGUUCCAAUCGUUGCUAUGGUUCCGAUCGUCGCCAUGGUUCCAGGCGUUGCAAUGGUUCCAAUCAGUCAUGGUUCCAAUCGUUGCAGGGUUCCAAUCGUUGCCAUUAUUCCAAUCGUUACCAUGGUUCCAAUCGUUUCCAUGGUUCCAAUUGCUGUCAUGGUUCUAAUCGUUGCCAUGGUUCCAAUAGUUUCCAUGGUUCCAACUGCUGUCAUGGUUCCAAUCAUUGUCAUGGUUCCAAUCGUUGCCAUGGUUCCAAUCGUUGUCAUAAUUCCAAUCGUUGCCAUGGUUCCAAUCGUUGACAUGGUUCAAAUCACUGACAUGGUUCCAAUCGUUGCCAUAGUUCCAAUCGUUGCCAUAGUUCCAAUCGUUGCCAUGGUUCCGAUCGUUGCCAUGGUUCCAAUCGUUGACAUGGUUCAUAUCACUGAUAUGGUUCCAAUCGUUGCCAUGGUUCCAAUCGUUGCCAUGGUUGAGAUCAGUGGUACGGAACAAGGCAGUUAG
Messenger RNA from Procambarus clarkii (red swamp crayfish), 537 nucleotides. The record is from RefSeq and is a predicted model, not a curated record. Lineage: Eukaryota; Metazoa; Arthropoda; Malacostraca; Decapoda; Cambaridae.